Molecule: messenger RNA, 4329 nt
Organism: Pseudoliparis swirei
Lineage: Eukaryota; Metazoa; Chordata; Actinopteri; Perciformes; Liparidae
Product: transmembrane and coiled-coil domain protein 3-like
Exons: 4
Coding region: 1005-2369 (454 amino acids)
Cellular component (GO): endomembrane system
Source: RefSeq, a predicted model, not a curated record
GGUCCAGAUGGAGGCUAAUGCAGUUGGAUCUUUAUGGGGUGCCGUCUAGUGAGGUCAGCUCCUCAGCAUAUUUAGGAGGACAUCUUCAUCAGCAUGAGUCUAUUUCAUUUAGCAGCGUCACUCAUCCAGAGACGCCCUCAGCGUUCUCCAGCAGUUAGUCAGCGUGUGUCGACAUUUUAAAUGGACGCAGCGGAAGAAAUCAGCGUGUUCAAUUUCUUAUUAAAAAAAAAUAGCCCAAUGUCGUAUACUUGUUUUUUUGCGGUCUGGGUGUGUGAAAAUCAUCUGGGCCGGGUUAUCUGAGCUGCUCUCAUGAAUCCGGCUUCAUCCUGCCAAGAGCCAUCUUGCUUUCAUAGGGAAGUGCUUCCGCCCCUCAUCAUUCCAGCUGUGUCAGACGCUUUGGGCUUGACUUUUUGCUCCUCCAGGUGCGUUUGCUUCAGUCCUCAGCAGCGAUCCAACAAUCGCUGCCGAGGCCACGAUCGUAUCCGUUUUACGCUCGUCGCGUAUCUAUGACAGUACAGCACCUUGAGGGGACAAAGGUCCCCGGUGCGCUGUGUUCUGAAAACACGUCGAAUCAAAGUCAUGUUGUUGGUGCAAGAGCUCCCGAGGAGCUCGCUCCGUUCCAGUACGGCAUAAAUCGCGUAUCGUCUCAGCCGCCCGGUGGAACAGGCGGCCCUUUGUGUUUGCUGUUUGUCAACGAAGAAGACGAGAGUUACGCGAGCAACGUACACACGAGCUUUCGCCACACGUCCUUGAAGCAGGAGGAUAUUGGGCUCAGCUUUCCUUUGUGAGAGAAACAAGUUUGACAAAAAGCGUGUGUGUGUGUGAGAAACUUAUUGUUGGGAUCUCGCGUGCAAUCUGGAAGGAGCGGGAUUGUCAUUGGGCGCCCGGCUCCUCGGGCUCUACGUCAGACCAGCGGAUCCAUAUGCAGUCGCUCGCUCAUCGGAGUCCUGGAGAGAGCAGAGGACCGAAGUACUGAGGGCAGUUACCUGGGCAUCUCGGGGUCGAUGCGUCAGGGUUCUUCAGAGAGCAAUCUGGACCUGGAUCUGAGUGACGGAAGUCCCGGUGCUGCUCUGGGCUUCGAGCGGAGCCGUUCCUGCUUGGACAACCUCCAGCAAAAGAUCCUGAAAGUCACGGAGCAGCUGAAGAUCGAGCAGACGGCCCGGGACGAGAACGUGGCCGAGUACCUGCAGCUGGUGAACAGUGCGGACAAGCUGCAAGUCGGGCGCAUCAAGCAGGUGUUUGAGAAGAAGAACCAGAAGUCGGCUCAAAACAUCGCCCAGAUGCAGAAGAAGCUGGAGCAGUACCAUCGAAAGAUGAAAGACGGGGAAAUCCACCACAGCCCCUCCCUCCGCCCGUCCACUGUCAAACACAGCACCUUGCCCAGGGAGUCCCCCAGAGAGCUGCUGAAAGACAUGACGGGCAGCGGCCGACACCCGACCAUGGACAAGAUCAAGACCAUCGGCCCGGGCGUGUCGCUCUCCCCUCCGUUCUUCUUCAGCAAGCCCAGGGAGUUCGCCAACCUCAUCAGGAACAAGUUUGGCAGCGCCGACAACAUCGCCCACCUCAAGACCACCCUGGAUGCCUCCUCCCCGCUGCCCACCGACGGCGCAGGGAAGGGGCUGAGCAGCAGCACCUCGAUGGUGGGCAAGGCCAAGUAUCCCAGUGACGACGAGUGCUCCUCGGGGAGCGCCUCCAUUUCGGCCGACAGCAACGGGAACCUGGCGGGGGGAGGCGUGCCGCCGGCGGGGCAGGCGGCGGGCCAGCAGGCCGAGGGAGACGGCCAGAGCAGACUGGCUCUGAGUCUGGAGGAGGUGAGGGAGAUAAAAGAUGCCCAGAACCAGCUGGAUGAAGGCGUCGAGGAGAUGAAGUCUCAGUUCAAGAGGGAGUACGUCAUCAUCAGCCAAACACUGCAGGAAGAGAGAUACAGGUACGAGCGUUUAGAAGACCAACUAAACGACCUGACGGAGCUACACCAACACGAGAUGACUAAUCUGAAGCAGGAACUGGCCAGCAUCGAGGAGAGGGUGGCCUACCAGGCUCAUGAGCGGGCCCGGGACAUUCAGGAGGCGCUGGAGUCGUGUCAGACGCGAGUGUCCAAGCUGGAGCUCCAGCAGCAGCAGCAGCAGACGGUCCAGAUCGAGAGCCGCGACGCCCGAGUCCUGCUGGUGAAGUGCAUCAACAUCAUGCUGGCCAUCAUCACCGUCAUCCUGGUGUGCGUCUCCACCGCGGCCAAGUUUGCGUCUCCGAUGAUGAGGAGCCGGCACCACGUCGUGGCGACCUUCCUGGGAGUUUGCUUUUUGACCCUUUUCUGGAAGAACUGGGACCGUUUACAGUACGCCAUAGACAGGUUGCUGGUGCCUGCCGGAUAGUGAAGAGUGCACGUCGAUAAUAAUACCGCAGAAACAUGGACGCCGUCUGUUGUCAGGAUAGGACUGUCUGAGAGGAUUGGUUGUACAAUCAUCAGAAGACACGAUCGCCGUGCAUUUACAGAGGUCAUUGUUUUUUAAAGUCAGGCUGAAAUGAAAUGUUUUUCUUGUCUAGAACUUGAAUGUCUGUCGCUAACAACUUCCAUUUAAUCUUUUAAAAUAAUAUUUAUAUAACGGUAAACAAUUGUACAUCUCCAUGCAUUGCUAUGAAUCUUUCCAAGACAUUAAUAGUCGAUUCAAGGAUCAACAAGGGUGGAGAGGAGUGCACAUGAGACUCACUCUUGAUUAUUCUGUCUUAUUUUGUUUCAAGUCAAUUUUCUCUUUAUUUCUCAAACUGUUGAACACACACACACACACACACACACAUGUAUACACACACCACCUCAAGCUUGGCAUCUUGUUUGCCACAGCUGUGAAAUGCUAAUGACACCCUUGAAGGUAUCGUUGGACAUUUUGGGAAAUAAGCUCAUUCGCUUUCUUGUGAUAAGUUAGAUGAGAAGAUCAAUACCGUUCAUAUCAGUCCAGUGAAUGUGAAGCUACUGCCAGCUGACGGUUAGCUUAGCAUAAACAGGCCCGACGGUCACAGAAUCCACCUAGCAACACCUCUGAAGCUCACUAAUUUACACGUCAUCUAAACAGCUUGUGUUGUUCGUCUUCGCACACACCAAAGGGUAGAGAACAUGACACGUGAGUUAUGUGCCAAACUAUUUCCUCACUCCAGAAGGCUCAAGAAAUUAGUCCGGCACAUAACCCACAACGUGUUGCUUUUAAACUACUUCUUUUUUUCUUCAGAGGUAAUGAAAGAUGGAUUUGUUGCCUUUGCACUAAGACGGGCGAACUGUUUCCCCCUUUUUUAGUAUUUAUGCUAAGCUAAGCUAACUGGCAACUGGUUGCAGCUUCAUAUAUCUUUCAUAUUUAGCCUAAAGAUGUAAGAGUGGUAUCAAUCCUCAAAUCUAACUCUUAAAAAUCAAAAGGCGCAUUUCCCCAAACAUUGAACUAUUCUAUUAAAUGAAGAAUCUACCGGCUGAAACACCGAGGCAUUGGACAACCUGGUAUUUUCCAUUGUUUUGUGUGGGCAGUCGUCCCUUAAAGUUGUUCCUCUGUUUACUUUUCCUGAUGUUUAAAGUGCAAUAUAUUUGAUUUCUAAGAGCUCUGUUUUUUUCGGAGUGAACGUAUUUACGUCGAUGUUUUACAGUGACAGGUUGCUGCUGCUGUCGGGGUCGGGUGAGGAAAGUGCCAUUAAUGUUCAUAACCACUGAAGCUGCUGCCGGGCUCUUACGAGACCAGCUGUCUUCUCUCCGAGGGGCCAAACAUCAACCCCUCCGCAUUACCGCGCUGCUAGCAAGGAAAUAUCCACGGCAACCACGGCUUCUCCCCAGUGCAGGCACACACACACCCAAACGACACACAACAGAGACCAGAGGCUCUCUUUAUGUCUUAAGAGUCAGAUUUUUGUCUUUUUACUAAUAAUGUGAUUGAGAGGCUUUGGGUUGUACUGUGAUACAGGGCAACAAAGAGCCUUCAGUACUCAUGUCUGAUGACGGAGGAGCACGUGUCAUGCUCCAAGUGAUGAUCUAUGAGCCAAUUUCUGACUGAUUUGAUGAGUUCUUUCAUGUUUGUCUUACGAACAUUGCCUAUGAUGAUCUCAAGUGAAGCUACGGACCACUUUUAAAUGUUUGUCUGCCAUAAUAACACGUUUGUGUUGUUUGUCGUCUACUGACUGUAUCAUAUCGUUUUUUGUUGUCGUUCAUGUUUUGACAUACUUGAGGAGGUUUCACCUACACAUCUGGUUUACAUUCUCUUUUCCUCUCUGGUGCACUACGUGAUCAAUCAGUUGUAUGUUCAUUUAUUACGUGCCUUUGUCUGACACUUUCUGUUAAAUUAAACAAUACUUUUUAAUCAA